UAAAUCCAAUAAAACACCUUACAUGUGUGCCAUGCAUUUCGCACGUGCCACCUCCCCUCUCUUCAAAAAAUUUUGAAUCCUAACUUUCUUAGUUUCUCUCUCCUCCACAAAAUUAAGUGACAGUGAAAUCAACAACAACAUCAACGACAAAUCCAUUGAAAUUUGGAGGAGUAACUGCUAAGAAGUUUCCCUCAAUUUGUGUUCAUGGUUGCUUGAUUAUCUCUCUAGAAAGUUGAGGAGAGAGGAAGUUUUAGUUUUCUUUUUACAGUGAGAUUUAAAGAUGAACAAUAAUAGGAGAUCUGGGGUUUCAACUGCGCACCAUCAGAGACAGCAUUCUGAUAAUUUCUUGGAUAAUGGGUUUUGGGCUCAAUCUAAUGGAGCUCAACAGGAAUAUGGGUAUUAUGGGCAAGGAACAAGGGGAAGUAGAAAUGGGCAGAGGGGAUAUGGUAAUGGUAGUGGGGACUUUUAUACAGAGCCAUCAACGCCGCCGGUGAAUCCAUCUCGAAUUUCGAGGAAAAACAGUGAAGGCCAGAUAUCGCCGAACGAGUUCAGCCCCGGUCUUUUGGAUCUUCACUCUCAUGAUACUGAGCUUCUGACUGAGAUGCCUCCUCCUGGUCAGUACAAUGGUUCUUUUAAUCAAUCCUUUCAGGGACGAAGUUUUGACGACUUUGAAAUUCCCAAGCAGAAUGGGACUAAUAGAGUCCGUGGUAUGCAAGAGAACAAUCUUUUGAAAAGUAUUGCUGUGGAUAAGGAUAAAGCCAGUUCUGUUGCAAAAAUCAAAGUUGUGGUUCGGAAGAGGCCUCUUAACAAAAAAGAGAUGACAAAGAAUGAGGAAGACAUUAUCGAUACACUUGGCAACUCUCUAACAGUUCAUGAGACUAAAUUGAAGGUUGACCUGACUGAAUAUGUGGACAGGCAUAAUUUUGUUUUUGAUGCAGUGCUGAAUGAGGAAGUUUCAAAUGAUGAGGUCUACCAUGAAACUGUGGAGCCUAUUGUACCUAUAAUUUUUCAGCGCACAAAAGCCACGUGCUUUGCAUAUGGCCAAACAGGAAGUGGAAAGACUUAUACAAUGAAACCAUUGCCCCUUAAAGCCUCCAGAGAUAUACUACGGUUAAUGCACCACACUUACAAAAACCAGGGUUUUCAUUUGUUUGUUAGCUUCUUUGAGAUUUAUGGUGGAAAGCUUUACGAUCUACUUAAUGAGAGAAAAAAACUCUGCAUGAGAGAAGAUGGAAAACAACAAGUGUGCAUAGUAGGAUUGCAAGAAUACAAAGUGUCUGAUGUGGAGAUGAUCAAGGAGCUCAUAGAGAGAGGAAGCGCCACCAGAAGUACUGGCACUACUGGUGCGAACGAAGAGUCUUCUCGCUCACAUGCUAUACUUCAGCUUGCUAUCAAAAGAACAAUUGAAGGUGCUGAGUCGAAACCUCCUCGACUUGUUGGAAAACUUUCCUUCAUUGAUCUUGCUGGGAGUGAACGUGGUGCAGAUACCACAGAUAAUGAUAAGCAGACCAGGAUAGAAGGAGCUGAAAUCAAUAAAAGCUUGCUUGCCUUGAAGGAAUGCAUCAGAGCUCUUGACAAUGACCAAAAUCAUAUACCUUUCAGAGGGAGUAAAUUGACUGAGGUGUUGAGGGAUUCUUUUGUUGGAAAUUCAAGGACUGUAAUGAUCUCUUGCAUUUCCCCAAGCUCAGGCUCAUGUGAACAUACUCUUAACACGCUGAGAUAUGCUGACAGGGUGAAGAGCCUUUCUAAAGGAAACAAUAAUAAAAAGGAGAUUUCGCUUCCUAUUGCAAAUCUAAGGGAAUCAACAAAUUUGCCAUUGUCUGGUAGUUUACCGUAUGUGCUCAAGGAUGAAAGUAAUGAUGCUUGGCCCCAACCAGUUGAGAGAGAAGAGUAUGAUAUUCCAGAAGAUACAUAUGAUCAAUCAAAAGUUGCUUGGAAGAAAAAUGGAAAGCUUGACUCAAGUGCCUUUGCUUCUGAGGAUAAAACAAGAACUGCCAAGGGCCAGGCAAAAAGGAAAGACGUGUCCAAAGUUGAGACAAAGAACCUUGAUUCAGAUGAUGAUGAUUUGAAUGACCUUUUGCAGGAGGAAGAGGAUCUUGUCAAUGCUCACCGGAGACAAGUUGAGGAGACUAUGGAUAUUGUAAGAGAGGAGAUGAAUUUGUUGGUUGAAGCAGAUCAACCAGGGAAUCAGCUAGAUGAUUACAUCACUAGACUCAAUUCCAUUUUAUCUCAGAAGGCUUCUGGUAUUUUACAGCUGCAGACACGCUUAGCUAAUUUCCAAAGACGAUUGAAGGAUAGCAAUAUUUUAGUAUCAUCAACAGGCUAUUGAUCCCAUCCGUGUUAUUAUAUAUUGAAGAAGCUGAAUUUCAUAAACCAGCUUUCUGCAUCAUGUAACACAAUCAGUUGUUUAUCAACAAGCUUAAGUUCAGCUGCAACUAAGUUCAGAAUGAUCUUUGCUGUUGGAAAAGUCCUGCUCAUUCUCUUCGUGUAAUUGUUCCCUAUUGUGGCGAGGACUCAGGAGAGGAUAUGUUAUUUAUAGAUAUACUAAACAUGUAUUUGUAAAGCUUUCUAGUAAAAUAGCCUCUCUUGAUCAUUGUAUAUCAGUAUAUUAUUACUGGCAGCUAUGAGCUUUUUUGUGUGAUUUACAAGAUAGCUGAUGGUAUUGCAGGAUAACUUUGCAGCUAAUGGCCAUCACGGCCCUUCGUCGAUAUGGUUCAUUGUGUAUCACUACUAUGAUCAUUUUGCAUCAUUUGCUAUAUCACUUUAAUACAUGAAAUGUUUGUUCUUUAUCGA
Messenger RNA from Spinacia oleracea (spinach), 2793 nucleotides. RefSeq names its product kinesin-like protein KIN-13B. Gene Ontology annotation, cellular component: microtubule. The record is from RefSeq and is a predicted model, not a curated record. The transcript has 12 exons. The coding region runs from base 281 to 2329 and encodes 682 amino acids. Gene Ontology annotation, molecular function: ATP binding; microtubule binding; microtubule motor activity. Gene Ontology annotation, biological process: microtubule-based movement; microtubule depolymerization. Lineage: Eukaryota; Viridiplantae; Streptophyta; Magnoliopsida; Caryophyllales; Amaranthaceae.